AUGUUAUAUCGCCUGGAUGCGUAUGAGGAGGACCACAAUUUUGGCCAAGACAGGGUCGUUGUGAUACAUCCCAACCCUGCCAAUGAUGCCCCGAUUACGCCUGGAACCAUUUGCACUCAUUGUUACGUGGAGCCGGCUAAUUUCGAUCACAUGGCCAUGAUGCUUCAGGGCACGGUUGUGUUCCGUACCACGCAGAGAGGCGUGCUCUUUACGGAUCAAGAAUCACUCAAGCAAGGUAGACUGCUCUUGUGCGAUUUUGAGAACUACGGUCAGCUCAAAGCCUCCUCCCGCGUGUGGCUACUCUGGAGCCCCAUGGUCUACGCGUACAUCUUCGGGCUGGGAUGGUACGGAGACAAUGUCAUUAGGGACUAUAAAGAUGCCGAUAGUGAUUGGGAGGCAAACGCACCUUGCCAAUACUCAGGCUUCUCGAAAGCGAAGCAAGAGUACUUUGAAGAUGAUGUAGAUACCGACUACUGGACAAUGGCUAUCGAGAAGUACGCUUCUGGUUACUUAGAAAUGGAGGCAGAGGGCAAUGGUAUGGCGCCUGAGUAUAAUCUCGCGAACCUUAUGUAG
Truncatella angustata is the source of this 573-nucleotide messenger RNA. RefSeq lists its product as uncharacterized. Lineage: Eukaryota; Fungi; Ascomycota; Sordariomycetes; Amphisphaeriales; Sporocadaceae. Bases 1 to 573 code for a protein of 190 amino acids. The record is from RefSeq and is a predicted model, not a curated record. The transcript is spliced from 2 exons.